AUGGUUCUUGGUGGCUUGGUCGCCAUUUGUGCAGUCAUCUCUUUUUGGCAGUGCUUCAAGUGGCUGAUAGGGCCAAAGCGAACACCGGGUGAUUCGAAAGCUAUUUUCAGAAAGGACUGGGUGAAGCUCGCCUCGCCAUCACCAGAGGCGAUUUAUGAAGUCCUUGCGCUUGUGCGGGCUGCAAAAGAGCAAGAGCAGGCUUAUCUGCACAUUGGAGACCUGGAACGGAGCUUGUACCUGACAUCGGGCCGAGGCCUGGACAUUCGGCUGGUCCGAUGCUGA
Messenger RNA from Symbiodinium sp. CCMP2592, 282 nucleotides. Lineage: Eukaryota; Dinophyceae; Suessiales; Symbiodiniaceae. The record is from the annotation of a GenBank genome assembly.